Messenger RNA from Cucurbitaria berberidis CBS 394.84, 351 nucleotides. RefSeq lists its product as uncharacterized. The coding region runs from base 1 to 351 and encodes 116 amino acids. NCBI's taxonomy places the organism in Eukaryota, Fungi, Ascomycota, Dothideomycetes, Pleosporales, Cucurbitariaceae. The record is from RefSeq and is a predicted model, not a curated record. The transcript has 3 exons.
AUGUCCAGAGAUAUACUACCCCCGAUCCUAAAUGCAGCAGAGAUGAUCGAUGAUAUCACAAACCAUUGGCAGGAAUUGACCAAUGAAAAAAAAGCGAGCUACGCCAACUUGAUCGCCAAGUUCCGCAAUCUGACUCGGCCCGAGGGUUCGAAGGCACUCGAAGUCCUCUACGAUCAUGUCACGUACACGCCGAUUCCGGACUUUCCUGCUGAUGUAGAUACAUUUUGGAACAUGUCAGAGGAAGACGUUAAUCGUAUUCUUCUUUCCGUGGGUGCAGAACUUGUUGGUGACGCAAUUGCAAGGCGCGGCCGCUUGUCCUUGAUCAUUGGAACCCGACGUGUCACUGGAUGA